Molecule: messenger RNA, 11914 nt
Organism: Bradysia coprophila
Lineage: Eukaryota; Metazoa; Arthropoda; Insecta; Diptera; Sciaridae
Gene: puf
Product: ubiquitinyl hydrolase 1 puf
Biological process (GO): protein deubiquitination
Cellular component (GO): nucleus; cytosol
Molecular function (GO): cysteine-type deubiquitinase activity
Source: RefSeq, a predicted model, not a curated record
CUCCAUUUUGAUUCUGCCAUUUGACAAAUCUUAACUUGAUAAACUAGCUAUUGAAUGUUUUUCUUAUAAAUUGCAAUUUUCUAAGUAAAUGAUUCAAAAAUCAAUCGGAAAUACUAUUUAUUACAAACGUAGGGCCCUAAUGAAUCGGUCAAUUGGUCCAAAGUGAAAAUGUGUGACGUGUGUGGGGAAUUCUUACAUCUUCUGGUGUCCUACGAAUUGCGAUUGAUUGGAAAUGAUUCGAAACACCCUACUUUGCAAAAACAUGAAGUCGAAAUUGCGCUGGGAUACAUCCAGACAUGGCCACAACGACAAUGUAUGUGCUGCUAUCGGGACAUUAAAAAUUUCGAACGAUUCAAUCUGAUAGUUCAGGGGAUGAUAUAUCUGGCUGUGUUACAACUAAAAAAUAUUCAAACUUUGGUUGCUGCAUUGAAACCACCAAAUCCAACAAGCAAUAACAACAACAAUGACAGUAACAGUGCGAACGACACCACUGAUACCGUUGAAAAGAAGGAAGAAGACUCAAAGAACGAUUCACAGUGGACGCUUAAAGAAGUGGAACAGCUGCUAAUUCUCAUCUCGAAAGCUUUUUUACUGAACUUUCCAUUGUACAUUGCCUACAAGCAUGGCGUACAUUCACGAUUGGAUGAUAUAUCUGCCCAGGAAGCUCAGAGUCUCAGCAUGUUUUGUGAUUUGCAUGACAGUGAAAUUCCCGCAUUUCUUUUGCGAAAUGUUACGCUAUUUUGUAACACCGGUGGACUGAGUGCCAUGAUGGCCUGCUUUGAACUGCCCAAUUUGCCGGUAUCAACAGCACACGCAAUUACCGCUGCCGUUUCAAAUUUGAAACUUUGGCUGAACUAUCGUAGUGUCGUGCAAAUGUUUGUGCCGCUUCGCGUCAAGGUGUUACAGUACAUGUGUAAACUGGCCGAUCAAGAUCUGAGAUCACCAGCCACACGAUCGAUGGCCGAUUUUAUGUGGGCAGCGAUAAAAGAUCCGCUGGAUACUCAAAUUGCAUUCGACACCGAAGGAUUGGCUUUGGCAUUUAAGUACUUUACAUCGACCACGUUAACAAUGAGAUUGGCGGGCAUGGCUCAAAUAAACGCUCACAUCAAUCUGUUCAACGAAAUAUGUACAUCGGAAACUGUAGCUGAAGUAGAAAUUGUUGGUCAAAAGUUGGCCGACUGGUUGACCGAAUACCAAAUCAUAUCACAUCUAUUCGGACCGAAUCUACACGCUGAAGUGAUCAAACAAUCGCACAUUGUACUGAACUUUUUGGCUGUUGAAAAUCAAAUUAACGAAGAACACAUCAAUCUAAUCUGGCAAGCUGCUCAGUUGAAACAUUGCUCGAAACCAAUCUACGAUAUUCUGCCGUCAUUGGUGAAGAAUCUGGUGCCACAGCCGGCACUUCAUUUGUAUUCGUUGUUGUGCCGAUUGGAUCCGAAAGAGCACACGGAACAAAGUAUUUACAUAACAUCGGCAUUAACCAAACUGAUUUGGUCACGAGACGGCUCAAGGCAACCGAUUGAAUUGCCCGGCGUUUUAGCGCAUGUUCCAUCCAGUUCGGAAAAUAGUGUCAGCAUGGAUGGCAGCAAUAGUGAAGAGGAGCAUCCGGAUGAGGACAGUUCAGAUGGCCAGAAAAGUAUUGUCAUUGAAUUUGGAUCUGAUUCUGGUCCUACUCCGUGCAAACAGCCGAGACAUAAGCCGUGCUGCGACGAAACCACCGACGACAGCAGCAAGAUCGAAGAGAUUGACAUUGACUGUACAAAACUGAAAGCGGAUGUCGGUCGAACAAAUCGACGAUUGGUCCCGGUCAUGAAUGCAAGCAGUAGUGACGACUGCUUAGAUGACGUUGGCAAUUAUGCGUUGCGAAAGAAAAUACGAAAGCGACGGAAAGUGCGAGUGAUUACCAAAAAGCAACUUCAAAAUAUGGAACCCAUAUCGGAUGGCGAAUCUCAGAGUGAAGGUGUCAUUGGGAUAAAUGAGAGUGACUGCAGUGAUACACACAUUCAAUCUUCUAUGCUUGGACAUCCGCAUGGACACACUGACGGCCCGUUUCUGAGUGCCAUUUCGGAUUUAUUGAGUGGUGCGGAAAAUGAUGGAUAUUCGUCGCCGCUGAGCAAUAAAUCGGAAAAGAAUAUGGCCGACUUUGAGGACGAAGAUGAGGACGAUGAAGUGUGCGAUGAAGAGAUGGAACAUUUAGCCGCACAGUUUGCGUCUCGAGACAUUAUUCGAGAACAUUUUCAGACUGUUGCAAAGUCAACUAGAAAUGCGUCGUGCAAAGUGAUGGAUAAAGCGAUCAAAGAUCAGAAACAGCAGCUAACUUAUCGCGUCGCUGAGGUAUGCCAACCGGGCAACACAUUGUUGUGGGACCUGCUGAUGGACGAUAAAAUUGGCCAGUUGGGUGAAUCGCUAGCACUUGAAGCGGAAAAAGCAUUGGGAACAUUGCUGUGCUUCAACACGGAAAAAAUGAUUCGUACAAAAUUCAUAGAAGGUUGCCUUCAAAAUCUCGCUUCUAAUCGCAGUGUUAUCGUUAGUCUACGUUUAUUGCCAAAACUAUUCGCAUCGUUCCAACAAUUCCGAGCCAUUGACACACAUCAAGUGACCAUGUGGGCCGAAGAGGUUCACAACAUGAUGACCCAUUUUUUUAACAAUUUAAAAUUUUACGCCAAUUCAACGAAAAAUCAAAAUCAGGGUCAAGUUUUAAAUCAAAGCGGUGGCUUGAUGUAUUCACAUUUGACGCAGGUGCAAGUUCGACUACAGUUUCUGUCGUCGGUAUUCAGCACCAUGGGAUCACCAGACUCGUUUCGAUUGAGUUUGGAGCAAGUGGACGCAUUGUGGGAAUGGUUGGCUAACGAUUCAGAAUGUUCGGAUUGUUUGUUCGCAUGGCUGCAAGGGCAAGCCAAGGGCGCGGAUCAACAUGCUUUGGGUAUUGAUACGUUACAGCAUUUGUAUUUGAAAAAGCUUCCGGAAUUGAAACCAGAAGGAAUUUCGAUGGUUGCUCUGGGCCUAUUUCAACAAUUAUGCAGCUUAGCUCGACUGGCAGCCGCUCAUUAUGACACCGAUUCUUCAAUGGACAUUGUCGGCAUGAGUCAUUUGUGGAAAAUCGCUCUGAGAGCUUCAAACACAGACGUUUCGUUGGCUGCUAUUCAAUACAUCAAUUCAUAUUACAUGGGACAGCAGCUAAAAUUGGAGAAAGAAUUUGUCGCCCAUUGUAUGAAUCAUUUGAAACAAGCCUCCGAAGACCUGAACAGCACCGAAUACCAGGAAAAUGCAUUGAUGUGCGUUCAACGUGCACUAAUGCUCCUGAAUACGCAUUUAGACACAUUCCGUCGUCGGUAUGCAUAUCAUCUUCGUCGCUGGGCACUCGAAGGAAAAAGUUUUGGUUCGCAUAGCGCCCUUCGUAACGAUGGCCUUGGACCGCAGAUUCGCGUCGUACUCCAGCCGAAUGGAUUGUCUGAGAAAUCGGUGUUACACUUGCACACAUCUGACUUGGUGGCUGAUUUGAAGGCCGAAAUUGGUAAAUGGUGGGAAACAUUACAAGGUGGUGCUAAAUCGUCGGGCGCAACAGCCCCGGUACUGGGACUACUAUUGAGCGAAGGACCAUUGCGGAUCAUAACGCAAGGACAGGAAAUCACAUCGGAGUACGAUGAACGAAGUCUGUCUGACGUUGGAUUCAAAGACAAUCAAAUGGUAUAUGUGUCGCUCGGAAGCCGAGGUGGUAGACGUCGUGAUCCAGCCGAUCAUCCAUCGCUGCAACCUCCGCCACCCAAAGAGUGUCUUCCAACAGUUCUGUUGCUGCAGCCCAAGUACUUCGAGGAAUUGUUUCAGCUGAUGCAGACUCUUGGCGAUAUGAAGUUGCCGAGUAAACGGGGAUGCGUUCAGCCGCAUACAAAAGCACAAUUGCUCUCGCGACGUGUUUGGGAUAUUUUGGCUAUGCUGCCGACGAACCCGGACGUAUUGAAUAAAUUCAAAAACGUCACCAAAGUUUUUCAGACGAGCGGCAGUGAUACUACGUCGGAAAAAGUCAACCCGGAUUCCGAAUAUCAACAACAGAUUCAGGAACUGCUACAUCCAAACAAUUUACAAAAAUUUAUGUACUCACUGCAUAUCGUUGAAAGUUUGUCCAAGACAAAGCCAUCCGGGUGUUGCGGCAACGAGAGCAAUUUGAAAGCGAUUCAACCGAAAUCGAAAUCGAACCACAAGCAGCAACAUAAACAGAAGACACCAAAAGUGGAUAAAACCGAAGAGUCUAGUGUUGAUACAAUCAAAGAUGUGACGAAAGUCAGCGGUGACGAGGAAAAUACUGUAAAGGAGACGACAGACGGUGAUAAAAUUAACACAACUGAAUCCAAAGCAAUCAAAAUUCAGGAUGGAGACGGUAAUAUCAAAAAUCAAGUACCGGAACCAGCGGUUCGUUGGACGGAUGCUUUCAUCAAGUGUGGUGGUCUACGUCAUUUGUUUGAUAUUUUUAUGUCGGGUAUGCUACAAUCCGAAAAAGGUGUCGACGACUGUAACGAAUGGCGGAAUGAUUGUUUGGCGAGUCUGUUACGGAUUUUAUGCCUAUUAGGCGUUGAAGAAAUGAAACCAGACGAUUCGUUGCCCGUUCUCAACGAAAAUAUGAUGAAAAUGAUGAUACCAGAGGCAACAUUAAAACGCUUAUCGUCCAUCCUAAACGACGCUGGUCUUCCGACAAAUCCUCACCAUUUCAAAACCGGAUUUUGGGGGCGAUCUCAAGUAAUUCAUUUCACUAUGAAUUUGCUGGUGUGCUUGGUGCACUCAUCGGCACCAGCUCGAGAAUAUCUUUGGUCAGAUCCGGAUCUAUGUGGUUGGUUGCAGCGAUUCAUUUUAGAUGACCCCGAACCGGCUGUAAGACGAGAAGCCUGUGCAGGGUUGUAUCGAAUAUGUUUGGGCAACAACAUAAAGUACGACUGCUUGAUGGAACCGUUAGUGACAAAACUCAUUGGUUUUUUGCCUAUUGCCGAAAAGAUGGUUUUGCAGCAUUCGAAUCCGAAUUACUCAAACGACGACGGCAAAGAACCGUAUGGCCCUGCAUGUAGAGAUUACUUUUGGUUAUUAUGCCGACUGGUUGAGAAAAAAGAGAGCGACUCCAAAGAAUCACAGUCAACAUUCUUUGACAUCGAGGCAUUGUGCCGACAGGUAGCUGAUUGCAUUUUGAAGCGAGACUUUCUGGAAACAAGAUACGGCAACCAGGACGAUGGAUUGGUCGGACUGUUAAAUUUGAUUACAAAUUUGAUGAAACGAAAUCCACAAUUCAAAUUCAGCCACGAAGCAGAACAGUUUAUUAGCGAAAUUUUCGAUUGUUUAUUCGAUUUGCCAUCACCGCAAAAUCGUCAAAAGCCGAAAUGCAAAUCUCAAUCGGCCAGACUGGCCGCGUAUGAUCUGCUCGUCGAAUUAUGCAGAAAAUGUCCGAAAAACUUUACGAUUCUGCAUGGAAAGCUAAUGGAUCAGCACCGACCCGGUCCACAUUCGACAUAUCCAUGGGACUAUUGGCCCAGGGAUGACGGUAGAUCGGAAUGCGGAUACGUUGGUUUAACUAAUCUUGGUGCUACGUGCUAUAUGGCCUCGUGUAUCCAGCAUUUGUUUAUGAUGCCUCAGGCAAGAGAAGCCAUUUUGAAAAUUGGUCCACUAGCUGCCCAGAAGCACGAAUCAACAUUGCUCGAACUGCAGAGAAUGUUCGCCUAUUUAAUGGAAUCGGAGCGAAAAUCAUACAAUCCACGAUCGUUCUGUCGAGUCUAUCAGAUGGAUCAUCAGCCGUUAAAUACUGGCGAACAGAAAGACAUGGCCGAAUUUUUCAUUGAUCUUGUGUCUAAAUUGGAGGAAAUGACACCCGACCUAAAGACUUUAAUCAAGCGUCUGUUCUGUGGCACUCAAUCGAAUAACGUCGUCUCUCUGGACUGCGGUCAUGUUAGUCGAACUCUGGAAGAAUUUUACACCGUUCGUUGCCAGGUGGCGGAUAUGCGAAACUUGCAUGAAUCGCUGGACGAAGUAACCGUCAAAGAUACCCUUGAGGGUGACAACAUGUAUACGUGUUCUCAGUGUGGCCGAAAAGUGAGGGCAGAGAAAAGGGCCUGUUUCAAAAAGCUGCCACAAAUUCUCUGUUUCAACACCAUGCGCUAUACAUUCAACAUGUUGACAAUGUUAAAGGAAAAGGUGAACACUCACUUCUCAUUUCCGAUGCGAUUGGACAUGUCUGGUUACAUGGAGAAAACGCUGAUGCCACAACAGUAUCAAGAGGGGAAACGGAAAACGGAUGAGUCGACCGUUGCAGUAGACGAGAUCAAAGUUGACGGCACGGGAAACGAGUCUGAAGAGCAAUCGAAAUCUGAGACGGCAGACAAGGUCAAAACCGGCGACGAGACAACGAAAGAUGAUGGUGCAACGCAAAAGGAACCGGAAAAGGAAGAUAGCAACGAGUUCGAAGAUCACCAUGAAUAUGAUUUGGUCGGAGUGACGGUACAUACAGGCACAGCGGAUGGUGGACAUUACUACAGUUUCAUUAAAGAGAGAAAUUCGUUGAACGGUCAACAGGAUCGAUGGUUUUUGUUUAAUGAUGCUGAAGUGAAAAUAUUCGAUCCAUCGCAGAUAGCCGCCGAGUGUUUUGGUGGUGAAAUGAUUGUAAGAAGCAAAACCUACGAUCCGGCAACCGAAAAGUAUUUGGACUUUAGUUUCGAGAAAACGAAUUCGGCGUACAUGCUGUUUUAUGAGCGACGUUCGAGUAAAGAUGACGAGCCAACGAAUAGUGAUGGUUGUGAGCCUAGCGAACAAUCACUGCCAAUUGCAAGCUGUUCAUCGAAUCAAUCUACCGAAAUUGAACUGCAAAGUAAAAGUAUUCCGAUACCAAUUGAUUCGACAACAUCCGAUCAAGUAGCAAUCGAAGAGACUGAAUCAAAUAUUGAAUUAACGAACAGUAAUUUAGCACACAACAAAUGUGAUAUAGAUAGUAAGGGUAAAGUUAAUGCAACAGCCAACCAAUCGAAACGCAUAGCUAAUGGAAACGAGUCAUCAUCAAUUACAAAACGUACCAGUUUGUUGUGUAAAGAUCUUGAAGAGUGGAUCUGGCAAGACAAUCGUCAUUUCCUGCAAGAUCGGAAUAUAUUCGAGCACACGUAUUUCAACUUUAUGUCGCAAAUCUGCGGCCACAUACCUCAGAAACUUCAAACUGAUGUCACAUGCAUAGCUGCUCAAUUAUCUGUUUCGUUUUUCAUUGAGACGUUUAUUCACGCCAAAGAGAAGCCGACCAUGGUGCUAUGGGUUGAACUAUUAACAAAACAAUUUAACGCCAGUCAGGAAGCAUGCGAAUGGUUCUUGACUCACAUGUCAACGGAACCAUGGUGGCCGGUUCAGGUGCUAAUUCAAUGUCCGAAUCAAAUGGUUCGGCAAAUGUUCCAAAGGCUUGUCAUUCACGUCAUUCAGCAAUUGCGUCCGACCCAUUUCGGUCUGUAUUUGAAAACUGAAUGCGACGACGAUGAUAAAGAGACGAUCGGCAAUGCGUCUUGUGUGACAAGAUUCAUCAAAUCGUUAAUCAUAUUGAUGGAACAUGGUGCUAAGCCUCAUUUACGGCAUUUGAGUGAAUUUUUCGAAUUGUUGUACAAUUUCUCGAGAAUGGGCGAAGAAGAGGGCAUGUUUCUGCUGAAGAUUAAUGUCAUUCGUAGCGUUGCUGAUUUCUAUCUGGGCCACAAGACGCAGGAUUGUUUGGAAUCUACGUCUGACAAUGACGACAAUUCAUCCGACGAGGCAUUGUCAAUUGACUCUAAGGCACGUCCUGCAUCACUGGACAAAAUGAUUGCACUGGUCGCUUCUUUGGUGGAACGAUCCAGAGGUGCUGAUUUGCGUCUUAAUUUAGCCACUAGAGACUACAAUGCAAUCGCUGGUGGAAAAGGCUUUCCGUUCCUUUAUCAGCAAAUCAAAGACAAUAUAAAUCCACACCAAACCAGACACUUAAUUCACGCAUUGUGCCGGUGGGACGAACGACUAGCAAACCAGAUCAUUUCUAUGUUGUUCACUACCGUAACCAAGCACACGGAAUUGUGUGGACCAUUUUUCAAAUUGCUCACACUGCUCACCGAAUCAUCGAGCGGUCCAUCUGGUCUACCAUGCUUUUCACAAUUGGUUUUGCAACGAGUUUGGGAUGCGGCCGAAUAUUGUCCGCAGUCAGCAUUAGAUUGGUUAGCUGUCCAGGCGCCGAGGAAUAAAAUUGCUCAUGCUUGGAUUUUGCAGUCGGCUGAAAAUUGGGUCGAACAGUUUCUGUUGGCGCAUAAUAACUCUCGCGUUCGUAACGCUGCUGCUUACCUACUUAUAUCGUUGGUUCCAUCUCAAUCGUUUCGCGCGAAUUACCGUACUAGUUCACUAAAAAUUCCCAUACAAACGUCGCAACGAGAACUGAGUGGGGACGCUUUAAUAAUAUUGCAUACCAUCCUAAGUCUGCUGCUUCGGCUAUUACGACAAGCAAGAGCAUACACAGACAUUUCAGUACAUGGAACCGGCAAACUUACUGCCUAUUUCAGUUUGAUGACGUACUGUAUGAUAACAAAGACUGAAAAAUUGAUGUUGGGACCGUUCCUACGAUCACUGUGGGAAUUGUUUCAUCCUCGUUUGUCAGAGCCAAGUGUUCCGGCUCAUCACAACAAACAGGCUUUGCUGGCAUUCUGGUACCAUGCUACGAACGACUGUCCAGAAAAUGCACAAAUUAUGACAAAUUGUCCGGAAAUAACCAGAAACAUUGCAUUUAAUUACAUUUUAGCUGAUCACGACGACACCGAAAUCGUGGCAUACAAUAGAGCUAUGUUGCCGGCUUAUUAUGGCUUGUUAAGACUUUGCUGUAUGCAAAGUCGCACAUUAACACGACAAUUGGCUGCUCAUCAAAAUCUUCAAUGGGCGUUCAAGAACAUCACGAGCCAUCCCACACAAUAUUCAAUGGCAGUCGAUGAACUGUUUCGCCUGAUGACGCUGUUUGCUGCCCGUCAUCCCGAUGCUACCGAAGCAGAACAACGUGAUAUUUCGUCAUUCCGUCGAACCACACUCACUGCCUAUCUGUCCGGAUUGGAUGCACGAGUUUCGUGGGGAACGGUCAUAGCCGCACUGCGUAUACUAGUCGAUAACGAUGAGGAUCGUUUAUUUGUGGUGUUUAAUGGUGGUAUUGCUAUGUGUUUCGAGGCAUUGCACACAUUACAUUCCAUGUAUCAUGAGGCCACUGCUUGUCAUGUGUCGGGAGAUUUACAGGAAUUAUUAACUGAAUUGGUUUUACUAGUUAGUGCGUUACGAAUAAAUUCGCGUGAACAGAAGAAACGACCACCAAGUGGAGCACUCAAAGGUUUACCGGAAGCCGUACGUCGAUUGGCCACGCUUUUAAACACAUUCAAUCCACCUGAGAUGAGAAACUUGUCGCUGGAAGUUCUCAAAGAACUGGUUCGUAAUUCCAAUCUGGAGGUGACCAACAUCUUAGCUCCAUUGUUUACCAAUUGUCAUGUGCAAGCGCAAUCAUCGCCGAAUUCCGUUGGAUUUGGUCCGUACUUUCCCAGACGAGGAACGAAAAUACCGUGGCCCUCAGUAUCCAAAAAUAAUCCCAGACCACCGCGACCAAUGGUACAGAUGAGCAUACCGCAAAGUCAGAUUUUACAAAAGGGCGUGGACAAGGACUUUGACGCCGGACUCGAUGCAUUCUAUCGACCGUAUCAUGAUUUCUUGGACGUAAUGUUUCGGAUGGCCGUCAACACAAAUCAGCUGAACGAUUCGCUGGUCAGUUUAAGUUGCUUGGCCGGAAUCGAAGGAGCACCGUUGCACUUCAACCUGUUUCCCAAAUUUUGGGUUGGCAUUUACAAUAACAAAAAUACCAACAAGUACGCUGAGCUUCUGAUCAACAAUCCAUAUUUGAUUGACUAUGUUGACGUCAUUGUCAAAGACGAGCGAAUAUCGCUGAAUGACCCAAUUAUCACAAAUUUCAUGGAAAUUUAUUUCCCCAAGGCAACGUCUAAAGUUCAAACACCAAGACUGUUGGACUCAAUUUGUCAAGUAGUAACGUCGAAAGAAAACUACGAAGACUUGUGCGGCGACUUGCUGACCAUCCGUGUAAUUGUGCAGGCCUUUGGAAUACCGACAACAAUCAGAAGCCAGUUGCUCAGUUGCCUGAACACAAUAAAGACGCGCUUCAAAGAGGAAUUCGAAGACGACGAAUCACCACCGAAAAAGCGAAAGCUCAACUCUCCUGUACAGCCAGUAUCAUCAGCCUCAUCAUCGGCAUCGUCAUCGGCUUCGUCUUCGACAUCGUCUUCAUCAUCAUCACCAUCAUCAUCAACGGCGCCCGCGAUCACAUCGAAGACUGAUGAUGUUGCAUCCAGCAGUUUAGCAUCAUCCGAACAGCCAGAGCAAUCAACAUCUGUGAAAAAGACGUCAUCAGAUGCAAGUGUCAAGAAAAAUGAAGCAGACAAUAAAGACAGUGAUCCAACGAUGCCGUCUGAAGUAGCAACGACGGCGGCGACAACAACAACAACAACGUCAUCAUCGUCAUCAAUAUCUGGCACAAAGCCGCCGUUAAUUGACGAAGUGAAAGAGAAAUCCGUUGAACGGAACAUUUUGAAGAAGAUUGAAUUCACGCUGAUGACGAUACUGAAACAGUUCGACGACGACAGCAGUAAUAGCCUCGAAGCUGUCGUGGUCCAUCAGAAGGUACAUCAGAAAGACCAUGAAACUCCACCGAAAAAGUCGACGACGACGACGACAAAUGUAACAACAACAACAACAACGACAACAACAGCCACAUCACCAACAUCAGACGCGAACAAAUCAUCAAUGGCAAUUGAAUGAGUGAAAUUGUUAAAUGUAUUUCGGUAAUCAAUUCUUUUCUUUUCUUUUUUCUAAUUUGUUUUCUUCUUCUCUCUUUUUUUUAUAUAUUUUUGAUAAUUUUGAGAAAAUGGCAUUCAUUGAUUCAAAUACAUGAGAGGUCUUUAAAAGGGGAAACUAAUCCCGAAAAUUGAACCCAAAAUUGAUAGUCAAACGUAAAAUCUAUAAAAUGUUGGAACAUACCAGUUCUAAGGCAACGAAACCGGCUUUAGAGUUCGUAACAAAAAUUCAUUUUUAAAUCGAUUUGUAAUCAACAACAAGAGACACGGUCAUCCACAGAUAUGAAAUUUGUAAGAUCGAAACAUAAGAUGAUCAAAUUACUUUGAUAUGUCGAGCGGUUGUAUCCUACCCUGUAGCGAGACUCUUAUAAAAUCCAGACAUAGCUUCCUCCAACCUUUAUCAGAAAUAGUUGUUUGUUUACCAAGAAACAAAAUAGGAAAUUUCAACAAUAGCAAAGUCUACUCGAGAUGGGAUUUCCUUUUGAUCCCAAGGUGAGCAAAACGUUUUUCAUGUGUGCAUUCUGCGAAAAUUCGUCUUUGCCCACGAUAAACAGAUUUUAACAAAUCAACAAAAAAUGACAGCGGGAUGAAAACAACUGGUCCCCUGAACAGUCACUGACAAAAAGAGAAUGUUCGCACUUAUGCGUAUUUUCCUUGUGGACAUGAUAGUCUCCAAUGACGAAAAAAUCUCUUUGCCUUUUGAACAAUUGAAGAUUCUCAUUUCCACUGGGGAAAGUCUUCGUUAAAUAGUAAGUUUGGACGAUGAAUGACCCCUGAUUCUGACCUUUUUACUCCUUUUCAUUUUCAUGAACAGUGUCAAUAUUGAAACUUAGGUAUGUUAGUAGAUCCCAUUAAUAAAAUGCGACAAGAGGCAUCAAAAUUAUGGUUAAAUUUUGGAAAAUCCGAAACGAAACAUGCCUCAGCUCUCUCAUUAGAAACGUUGUUUUCACUGUGAAUAUUGUAAAUUCAGAUAUUUUCCAAUAGAAAACAAAAAGGAAAAAAUAAUAAAAUUGUCCGCAAUGUUUGUCGAAUUUAAUUUAAAUUGAAUUGUAAUGAGAACG